Molecule: messenger RNA, 912 nt
Organism: Sorghum bicolor (sorghum)
Lineage: Eukaryota; Viridiplantae; Streptophyta; Magnoliopsida; Poales; Poaceae
Exons: 4
Coding region: 1-660 (219 amino acids)
Source: RefSeq, a predicted model, not a curated record
AUGUGGUCACGGAAGGGAGUUGAUGAGGACGCUAGGAGCUCGGCCACUUCACGGCGACCUCGAGCAGCUAAGCAGCUGCAUGGCAGGGUGCAUGGCGACGUGCGGAGCAGCGGCGCCUGCCACGGCGGCAGUGCAUUCCCCCCCUUCCGGCACUUGCGGUGGGCCCAGCCCACUCAGCCGCAAAGCAAUUUUCGUGGCCCACCCAUCAUACAUACAAUACCCAAAACUCUAUCCCUUCAUCCCCUUCGCCCACACACCAGCAGCCGCACAACUUGCUCCACCGUUGGGGGCGCUCCCUUUGUGCCGCCGCCACCUUCCUCCACUGCUCGGGCCAAAUCGAGAGCUCUCGGCUGGGGGCCACGCGAGCUCCGGCAGGAUCCGUCGCCGGCGGCAUCCUUGCUAGUCGCGCUUCUCCUCGGGUCCCACCUCUGCCGCGAACACUGCCCCUGCUGCGCCUGCCGUACCCGCCCAGUCUCGUCCGUCGCCAUUGCUGUUGAUGCUGCGGCGGUGGAUCUCGCACAGUCGCACAUGGGUUUCAACAGUUCAGAAGAGCAACAUGGGGGUCCUUUGUUUAUCGAUUCCAGCAGUAGUUUUAGCUUCAGUUCUUGUGCAAAAGCAAGUGGGCAGCACAUAAGCUGCUUAGCUCUUAUCUCAGCCUAGGAGCAGUUGGCCUACAUUGAGCUAAGAGGAAAGGAGGUAGCUAGGAGGUAUAUGUAUGGCCAUUUAUUCUACAAAGCAACCGAUCUGGUGGAUACUCUAUGUAACCACUUACAAUUUAACAUUGUCAUGUAUUAUGAUCACAAGAGCUUGUAUUGUGAAGUGUGAAAUAUUUGUGUACUGCUAUGAAAUGUACCAUGUUGUGAAACAUGAGAUUCAAAAAUGUACACGGUGCAUCUAGAUUUUUUUUGUUUU